This is a messenger RNA of Symsagittifera roscoffensis, 1579 nucleotides long. Its product is annotated as myelin proteolipid protein-like. The coding region runs from base 459 to 1226 and encodes 255 amino acids. Gene Ontology annotation, biological process: neuron projection development. Gene Ontology annotation, cellular component: plasma membrane. The transcript has 2 exons. NCBI's taxonomy places the organism in Eukaryota, Metazoa, Xenacoelomorpha, Acoela, Convolutidae. The record is from RefSeq and is a predicted model, not a curated record.
CAUGAGUAAACCACCUGCUAGCAUUUAGAAUUGGCAUCGCACGCAAUAUGUAUUAAAAAUGGUUGGUACAAUUAAUGGUGGCGCGUUUUACUUAACUCAGAUAUAGAUUUUACUUCUUUUUUGCAUCACAUUCAAAACUUGCUUAUUUUGGUCAAUUUAUUCGUUUUAUGUGGUAUUUUUAUUCGCGUUUUGUCAAGACGUUUUUGUGCUGAGACGAAAAAAUUAUUAUUUUGCUGCCGUGCUGUAUAACACCGUUUUCACUUUGUACAAACAGUAUACCUUUGUUGGUUUUCAUUUUUUAGCUUCGGGCAGCGUAAAAAAGCACACAUUUUAGAGCUCUUCUUUCCUGUCUAUUGACAUUUUUACUACAGAAAUAUCUACUAGUGAGAAUAUUUUCACCGCCUCAUCGGAACAACUUUAUUUCGAAAACUUAGAAAUUCUCAGAGUUGUGAACAAAAAUGGGCGUCUGUGAUCGAAUUCCAGUCGGGUCAAUGUUCGCGACAGUUUUCGUUGCUGUCGGCUGCGCACUUUUCUCCGGUGGAGCAAUUCUCGGAUUGAAAUCUAGCGAGGAGUUCCUAAAAGACUACCAACAAAACGACACAGCCGAAGCGAGCACCAAAAGAGUCGAGGACGUGAAGGAAAUUACUUCAUACACUUGCUAUGGUCUGUGUGCUGUUAUGGCUGUCGUGUGUCUCGUUCUAUUGCUUCGCGGGUUCUUCUCGACCUCUCGGGACGACGUUUGGGGCGGGUCCAGUUUCAUGAGUCAUACAAACAGGGGGCGUUGUCUGAAUAUGGUGUUGGUAUGCAUGACGUUUGUAGUCUUCAUGACUUGGACUGCAAUUCUAUCUGUCGCUUCGGUUCCACUCAUCGUCACUGUAUUCAUGCUUCGCGCUACUGAGCAAAUGGCCAAUAGUUCGAAUCUGGAUCUAUCCUAUUACUUAAUCGUGCCGUUCGAUUACGAAGCAUCGAGACGGGAAAUUUCCGGAACUGAUUUCGCAGACGCCUACGAUGACAUAAAGAAGAAUAUCGUGAUGUAUUACGUAAUAGCGUGGGCAGGGGCCUUUCUAUGUGUGUGGGGUCUGGCGGGAUAUCUGGUUGCACUGGCAGGUACCUGGGGCGUCGGCCAGGAAAGCAAGAAGCAAGAAAACUAUAUCUACAGACGAAAUCGCGAACAACGUGAAUUGGACGACUACCAACGAGCCCAGAACGGAAAAUAUCAAAUGUGAAAAAAAAAAAUUAUUUUGAGCUUCAUUAUAACACUGAUAUUUUAUUUUGGUAAAUUUUUGAAAUAACCUUAAUCAUCAUAAAUGGCAGUGUUCAAUUAUGUAAUUGACUAAAAAUUGAAUCGUAAUUCCAUGAGAACUAAAAAUGACCUAAAUUUAUGCACAUUUCAACUGACGACUGAGAUACGAUUCAUUUUUCACCAAUUUUGACAAUUUAUUAUGCAAUUAAUCGUUCUUCCUGGUGUUUAAAAGAAUUUUGUCCAUUUUUAAAAUAUAGCUGAUAUAACCUAGAUUUUGUAAUGUGCCUUACAUAAUUAAAAAAAUUGUUUCAGAUAAUUUAAAUAAGAUAAUUUAAA